This is a messenger RNA of Closterium sp. Naga37s-1, 1668 nucleotides long. The record is from the annotation of a GenBank genome assembly. NCBI's taxonomy places the organism in Eukaryota, Viridiplantae, Streptophyta, Zygnematophyceae, Desmidiales, Closteriaceae.
AUGCGCCGGGAUGUCUGCAGUCUUGCUAUGGGGGAGCUUUUUGUGCAGCUGUACAUGGAGCAAGUCGAGGUGCCGCUGCAACCGACUGCGCGCGUAGGAGACGAGGGCUGCCUGCUGUUUCCGACCAAUGACGAGGUCAGAAGGGAGCUGUCGAAGCUGUUCCGGGAUCGGAAUAGCAUGGAGGUGGAUGGUGUUCUCCUCGCCGCCGCAGUGAUGAGUAUCGCAUCAGCGCUCGAUAUCACCCAGGAGCAACUGGAAGCCGCGUGUGCACAUGAGUUGCGAACACAUGGGACACGACUCCUCAGACGGCCCAGCGUGGGGUACAGGCAGCGGGAGCGAGAUGCAGCCGCGAGGUCGCUCCCCGAACUUCUUCACAACACCCCCGCUCCACUGCCUAACCAUGGUGUCGUCCGUGUAAACUUCCCGCAGACGCAGGGGGGAAGCGACGUGCACACACAGGGACACGUCUCCAACACGGUCAAGCCGAACACCCCAGACGCCACGCCCGUUAAGGGUCGUCGUGCAGGUCGUCGCAUGCAGAAGACCAGUGCCACCCUGGUGAAGGCCAGCGGCGCGGGGGGUGUGGGGAAACGGGGAGGUACGAGCGAGUACACCGGGGUGUGGUUUGAUCUCCGCGUGCGAAAGUGGUGUGUCAAAAUAGUUGCGGAGCCUUCGACUGGGAAGCAGGUCCGCCUUGGCGCGUACAUGGAUGAGAAGGACGCGGCUUACGCGUACGCGGCUGGAGCGUUUGUGAUCAGGAGGAAGGACCACUUCCCCAAGGUGAUGGCGUUGACAGACGCGGAGAUGGCUGCACUGGAGGGAGCAAUAGUGGAUGACGUGAGGCAUCUUGUACAGAAGCGCCAGUGGUACAGGUGGAGGGAGUGGCGUAAAGCCAUGAACGACAUUGGUGUUUUGCCAGGAACGCCCUUCAAGCUGGAGCCAGGUGCGGAGUCACCUCCACCUAAAGCAGAGGCCGCUGAUAGCGAGACACGGGAUGCUGAAGCAGAUGAGGAUCUUGAAAUUUGCGAGCAGCUGCGUGUGCAUCUUUUUGUGGACGCGCCGGACACGGUGAUGUCGUUCUACCCCAGUAACGCGGCGAAGAGUGCCGGGCUGUGCGCGAUCAUUGACCGUCUGACUCCCGCUUUUGCAAGCCUCGCAUUGGCUGCAGACAAAGGGAGACGCGCUGACCUGAACCGUUCGUUUAGCGACUGGAAGACGGCGGCCGCGGGGCGUGUCCGGGACAUUGCGAUGCCGAAACUGGGACUUUUCCGCAACGAGAAGGACGCGCGCAGCCCGUGGGCUGCCCCCAAGGCUCGCUCGGCGGCGAGGGUGAAGGAGCGCCUGCUGCUGACACUCGAUGGGGAGGGUAAGACAGUCUCGCGAUGCUUGGUGACCGACGCGAUCCGCUACUGGGACACCCGCAAGGGCAGGCUGUCGAACUCUGCGGGUGUCAACGCGCAGAUCGUGGACGGCCUCCGCGAGUGCGCGCUCGUGGACGUCAUGGCUGCCAUCGAGCAGUUCCAGCCGCAGUACGACCCCACGACGUCAUCAUGGGCGUGGGGCCGCCAUGGGCUGCGCCUGUCUGCGUGCGGGAUUGAGAGGCAGGAGCACGCCGGGCAGGCACCCAGCGUGAGCGAAGGCGCACGGGACAACAUGUCCCUUACCUGA